UGUUCGGGUGGCGGCUCCUUUAAGGAAACGGAACUGAGCCUCUGCUGCGCUUGACGCGCUGAGGAUGUGGGCAGGAAACGCCAUGCAACGGCAGAGGAGCGAUCACGCUUCCCCGCAGCGUUGCACAACAAAGUGCGACCAAAAUGCGCUUUAAUCGCGCCAGCUGAGGCUUCCAGCAGCCGGAUCCGAGCGCGAGGGCCGCCGCGAGCUGAAAACACCGGGGCUGGCCAGCGGGUGGAGGACAGAGGAGGCUUCAUCGCGGAAAAAAGGAGGUGUCUGCCUUCCCCACCACCACCACCACCACCACCUCACCCCCCGAUCAUGAGGGAGUAUAAAGUGGUCGUUUUGGGGUCGGGAGGAGUCGGGAAAUCCGCGCUGACUGUCCAGUUCGUGACUGGCUCCUUCAUCGAGAAGUACGACCCCACGAUAGAGGAUUUCUACAGGAAGGAGAUCGAGGUGGACUCGUCCCCGUCCGUGCUGGAGAUCCUGGACACGGCCGGGACGGAGCAGUUUGCCUCCAUGCGAGACCUCUACAUCAAGAACGGGCAGGGCUUCAUUCUGGUCUACAGCCUGGUCAACCAGCAGAGCUUCCAGGACAUCAGGCCCAUGAGGGACCAGAUCAUCAGGGUGAAGAGGUACGAGAGGGUGCCCAUGAUCCUGGUGGGGAACAAGGUGGAUCUGGAGGGGGAGAGGGAGGUGUCCUCUGGGGAGGGCAAGGCCCUGGCCCAGGACUGGAGCUGCCCCUUCAUGGAGACCUCAGCCAAAAACAAAGGCUCUGUGGACGAACUGUUUGCAGAAAUAGUCAGGCAGAUGAACUACUCAGCUGUUCCCAGCGGUGGGAGCCAGUGCUGCUCCUGUGUCCUCCUCUGAAGAAACCCCCGUCUCUCCUCACACUGUUGUCUUAUUGUUGCACACAAAAGUCGACAACAAUCGAUUAUGUAUCAUGUCUGGAAAAGUGUUUACAUGACAAAGUACUUGAAUGUUUAGGGAGUUUAUAUCAAAAAUACAUAUAUAUAGCUUUGUAUUUGACACUUCUCUGGAAAUGUGCCUCUAUGGGAAUGUCUAUUUGUGAGACCUAAGAGACACGAGUUUUUCUGAUCAUUUUUGCAGUUUUAUUUUGUAAAGUUGUGUUGCUAUAUCUUCUUGCUCGGGUUUGGAGAUCGGCCAUGAUGAUUAUGAUGAUUGGGAGUUAUCUGACUCCCACUACCCCCAAUACAGGCAGAAGAUGAGGUUGGUCACCUUUCGGGCCUUUUUUAUUAUUAUUUUAUUUUAUCAGAAGGUCUGAAAGCAUUUCAGGUCUAUCAGAGAAUCACCACUCGAGCCUUGCACAGGUUACCCAACCACGAGGUUUUCAGACACGGAGAUGCUGCAUUUCAAUCUGUGGCAUGGAUCUGUGCCAACCACCUCCCCACCCUCCCUCCUCUGACGAUGUCCCUCCUCGGCGUGCACAAACUAGGACCAUGGUGCCAUGCUGUCGUUGCAUGGGGAUCCCCAUGUCAAGUGCCUUUCCCGAGAAAUCUGCGACUGUGCCAACUGAUGAGCCCUUCUUCCUCUGCAGCGCGUCUUGAUGGCAAUCAGAACUUUGACCUUUUUUUUCUUUUUUUGCAGUUUUCAGGCUAAACUCUCACUUUCAUUUAAAAAUCGAAGUUUUGACCAACUGAUUCAGGCCAUUUCUAGGACCAUGGAGAAGAAACAACUUUGCCUAUCGGGAUUUUAGUUCAGUGAAUGGGAAGCCAUGUCUGUGUAUUAUCUAUAUUUUUCUUCUCUUUUUUAAAAAUGUGAGACUUAAAGUAACUGUAAUUCUUCAGCCGCCAACAUGUCAGUUUGAAAGACUUGUAAUACAAAUCCAGUUUUACCUAACAGUGAGUGCUGUGAUCAAGUUUCUAUUCUUACUUUAGGCAUUUAUUGAAUAUCAUCUUGUCUGUAAUACAUUUUAGUAUCAGAUUAAUCCGUUAAUUUGUCAUUUUUGAUAAUAAAUUACUUGAAUUAUAAUAUA
Molecule: messenger RNA, 1996 nt
Organism: Oryzias melastigma (Indian medaka)
Lineage: Eukaryota; Metazoa; Chordata; Actinopteri; Beloniformes; Adrianichthyidae
Product: ras-related protein Rap-2b
Exons: 1
Coding region: 322-870 (182 amino acids)
Biological process (GO): Rap protein signal transduction; negative regulation of cell migration
Cellular component (GO): plasma membrane
Molecular function (GO): GDP binding; GTPase activity; GTP binding
Source: RefSeq, a predicted model, not a curated record